Messenger RNA from Phaethon lepturus (White-tailed tropicbird), 1009 nucleotides. RefSeq names its product TRK-fused gene (gene TFG). Gene Ontology annotation, cellular component: endoplasmic reticulum exit site. The record is from RefSeq and is a predicted model, not a curated record. The annotation marks the transcript as partial. Gene Ontology annotation, molecular function: identical protein binding. NCBI's taxonomy places the organism in Eukaryota, Metazoa, Chordata, Aves, Phaethontiformes, Phaethontidae. Gene Ontology annotation, biological process: COPII vesicle coat assembly; endoplasmic reticulum to Golgi vesicle-mediated transport. The transcript has 8 exons.
CUUCCUGUUUUCUGGCACUGAUAGUGCAUGGCGGCUUAUCCUAACUCUGUCCUGAAGUGAGGUGGGAAAUCUGUCCAAUAAUCCAGCAUCAGUAAGACAGACAAGGUCUGUGGGCGAUAAAGAAUCCACCAUGAAUGGGCAGCUGGACUUAAGUGGGAAGCUGAUCAUCAAAGCUCAGCUUGGGGAAGAUAUUAGGAGGAUUCCUAUUCAUAAUGAAGAUAUCACCUAUGAUGAAUUGGUGCUCAUGAUGCAAAGAGUUUUUAGAGGAAAACUUCUGAGCAAUGAUGAAGUCACGAUAAAAUACAAAGAUGAAGAUGGAGAUCUUAUAACAAUUUUUGAUAGCUCAGAUCUUUCCUUUGCAAUUCAAUGCAGUAGGAUACUUAAGCUGACAUUGUUUGUGAAUGGACAACCAAGACCCUUAGAAUCUAAUCAGGUGAAAUACCUGCGUCGAGAGCUGAUAGAACUUCGCAAUAAAGUCAACCGUUUACUGGACUCUUUGGAACCACCAGCUGAACCAGGGCUUUCCACUAAUCUGCCUGAAAGUGAUGCUGUAGAUGGUAGGGAAGAAAAGCCUGCUCCUGCUGACUCUAAUGUGAAGCCAUCUACUCAAGUUAUAGCAGCAAGCAUGUCUGCAUUUGAUCCGCUAAAGAACCAGGAUGAAAUCAGCAAGAAUGUCAUGUCAGCAUUUGGCUUGACAGAUGAUCAGGUGUCAGGACCACCCAGUGCCCCUGCAGAAGAGCGAUCGGGAACACCGGACAGCAUUGCUUCCUCCUCUUCUGCAGCCCACCCCCCUGGUGUUCAGGCGCAGCAGCCAUCCUACCCCGGAACACAGCCACAAACUGGUCAGGUGGAAGGUCAGAUGUAUCAACAGUACCAACAGCCUGGUUAUCCUGCUCAGCAGCCACAGGCUCAGCCUCAGCAACAGUACGGCAUGCAGUACCCAGCGGGCUACAGCCAGCAGCAAGCCCCCUCGCAGCAAGCCCAGCAGUUCCCGGCCUACAGCCAGCCG